UUAUGUAUAAACGUAAGAUACAUUUGAUUAGCGGAUGACAGCUUUGCACAGGCGUGCUGCGUCGCGUCGUUGCGUUCCUAUGCGGAAUCUAACCUAACCUUUAACCUGCUGCGACUGAAAUUGUUAUUCACAUAUUUCGUUUGCACUUUAAUUGGACUUCAUUGAACGUUCUUUAAUACGUAUUCCGAUCUUACUCUAUAAUGAAUCUACCUCGUGUAUUGAUCGUUAGCACGAAAGAAGGGAAAGCUAAGGAAAUCGCAGAACGCAUUGGAGCGGAACACUUAUCCGAGGAGGAUGAGAUCGUGGAUUAUCUAUGGAACAUUGACAACAAAUAUUAUACGUCGCAGGUCUUGGUACACGCUGUAGAAAAUCUGUCCCACAAACUCACAGUGGAAGGAAUUAAUGCGUUGAUCGUGUACCAUGAUCCACAAGCAGAUAAGGUGGAUCAAGAGCUGGAGCAAUUGGCAUCUUUGGCUACUUCGUUGACAGCAGCGGAGGUACUGUUGUUUUCUUGCAGUAUGAUAUCAGACUCAUUUCUGCGAGAUAAAGUGCUAAAUUGGUGUUUGCACAACAAGUUUGAGUUGAUUGAAUUGGAGCAAACAGGAGACCCCGAAUGCGAUACAGAAGGUAAUAAAUAUGGCAUCGAAAGGAUUAUAGAAGCUCUGCAUGCCAACACAUGGCCUAAUAUCGUGCUGAAAGACAAAUUGUGUGUAGGACAAGCAUCGGAAGUAAAUGAGAUUGAAGAACAGUUUGAGAAUAUUCGAUUAACACGUGACCCUUCAGAAACAUUACGCAUGCAAGACAUGCUCGACGGCAUCAUGGGUGACGAAAAUGCGGAUUUUGGAGAGCUGUACGGUCAAUUAAUGACCAUGAAAGAACAUGCGGCAUCCUUACCAACAAAUGAAAGACGUUUAGUAGCGGAACAAGUAGUCACCGCUUUUUGGAAAGCUAUGGGUGGCGAUCUUCUAGAAAUCGAGGAUUAAAUUUAAGAUUCGGUGUAUUUUAUAAAUCGACUAUUUUUUUAUUUUUAAGUGUAUUCUACUUGACGCUCGCAACGCUCUAGAAUGAUUUCAUUUUUCUUGUCCACCAAAUAUUAAACAAAGAUAUAUGUUGUUGUGAGUACCAAGUGGAGUGUACAAUUUGUUACUUGUAAAGACUGGUUUAUAUUGAAACGAUGCGUGCAUCAGGAAUGUAUGAUAAAGAAUAAGAGCAUCUUUCUU
Molecule: messenger RNA, 1220 nt
Organism: Pogonomyrmex barbatus (red harvester ant)
Lineage: Eukaryota; Metazoa; Arthropoda; Insecta; Hymenoptera; Formicidae
Product: alpha- and gamma-adaptin-binding protein p34
Source: RefSeq, a predicted model, not a curated record